AUCCCUAUUUUGAUAUGCUAAGUGUUAGGGUUAUCAGGCGAAGUCCGAAACUGAUUCAUAAUUUAUAUAUCGUGUUUGUCCCAGGGUUCACGACCCACUUAUUUUCAUCAAUGAGCAAUUCGCCCAAACCAAAAGUUUAUGUCACUCGCAGAGUUCCGCAAGAUGGGUUGGAGAUCCUGCGACCACAUUGUGACAUUACUCAGUGGGACAGCGAGAAACCCGUCCCCAGAGCUGAACUCAUUCGGCAAGUGGCCGGAAAGGAUGCAUUGUUUUGUUUGCUGACCGAUAAGAUUGACGCUGAAGUUUUGGACUCCGCAGGACCCCAGCUAAAAUGCAUCGGUACGAUGUCAGUUGGAUAUGAUCAUAUUGACAUGGCGGAGUGUCGAGCGCGGAACAUACCAGUGGGCUUCACUCCGGACGUACUGACUAACGCCACCGCUGAACUCACAGUCGGUCUUCUGCUUGCCACAUCCAGGAGGCUUAUAGAGGCCUCCAAAUCAGUUCGUGAUGGUGGAUGGGGAACUUGGGACCCAUUAUGGAUGCUGGGUCACGGUUUGGAGGGCUCUACGGUUGGGAUCGUAGGUCUGGGACGUAUUGGAAUCGCAGUGGCCAGACGACUGGCUCCGUUUGGUGUAAGUAAAUUUCUAUACAGUGGACAUAAUAGGAAAGAGGAGGCCUCGGAAGUAUCUGCAGAAUUUACAGAUUUUGACACUUUACUUGAAAAAUCUGAUUUUGUGUUGGGAUGUUGUGCGCUUACAAAAGAAAACCAAGAACUUUUUAACAAAAAUGCAUUUGAAAAGAUGAAAUCCAACGCGAUAUUCAUCAACACAAGUCGAGGUGGACUAGUAAAUCAGGACGACUUGUUCGACGCUUUGAAGAGCCGGCAAAUCGCAGCAGCAGGUUUGGAUGUGACGUCACCAGAACCCCUGCCGACUGACAGUCCGUUACUUUCACUUGAAAACUGUGUUGUUCUUCCGCAUAUUGGAAGUGCCACAGAGAGAGCGAGAGGUGCUAUGUCCGCGCUAACUGGACGAAAUAUUCUAGCUUAUUUACGUGGAGAAAGCAUGCCUUGUCAAAUAAAAUGAUAUAAUUAUUGACAAUAACAAGUUGUUAAGUUUAUUUUUCCCCUUCAACCAGUGCUUUGUACAUGUAGAG
Molecule: messenger RNA, 1155 nt
Organism: Saccostrea echinata
Lineage: Eukaryota; Metazoa; Mollusca; Bivalvia; Ostreida; Ostreidae
Product: glyoxylate reductase/hydroxypyruvate reductase-like
Exons: 3
Coding region: 15-1085 (356 amino acids)
Cellular component (GO): cytosol
Molecular function (GO): hydroxypyruvate reductase (NADH) activity; NAD binding; hydroxypyruvate reductase [NAD(P)H] activity
Source: RefSeq, a predicted model, not a curated record